Molecule: messenger RNA, 688 nt
Organism: Rhizophagus irregularis DAOM 181602=DAOM 197198
Lineage: Eukaryota; Fungi; Glomeromycota; Glomeromycetes; Glomerales; Glomeraceae
Source: RefSeq, a predicted model, not a curated record
UGACACCUGUUCACCCAUAUCCAGUGAUGACAAUAUCAGCUCCAAUACUAAUUCCUCUUGCAAUGGAUCAGAGAAUAUGAUUUUGGGUUCUGCCCAACACUUGUCCUAUCUAUUCGAUACAGCAAUAAAGUCUGGUCAGCAGGAAAUCUUAGACUGGUAUAAUUAUUCACUUGAAUUCGAGAGCAGGGUAAAUGCUCUUACUGCUGAUGGUAGAAUCAAAGAUAAAAUGGCAAGAUCAAAGAUUUACAAGGAAAUGAAACCAUUUCUUUCUGCUAAAAUCACACAAGAUAACUUGCGCAAGAAAACUCUUAGGGCUAGAAAACACCUCACGUUAUUUGGAAAAAAUUGUCAUGUGACUUUGAAAACCGUUCUCUCAGGAAACGAUCAGAUUAAGGAUGAGAUGAGUACAUCGGCAAGUGUAUCAUCUGCAUCCCAAUCCCGCUCUUCUGGAGCCUCUAAGCCCGAUCAUUCCUAUUUUCGCAACAAGAUAUUGGAUCAAUAUCCUAAUCUAUAUAGAGAAUGUAGUAGUGAAAAUUUUGAUUAUUAUGGGAUUACUGAUGAGACAUCAGGGGACUAUAUCUGCCCAUUAUGCAAAUUAGGUCAUGAUGAUGAAGAAAUAGAAGGUAGGUAUAAAGCAGGAUCUUACUUUAUUAAAUGUGAACAGCGUGAAAUUGAGAUAGUUGUGUAG